Molecule: messenger RNA, 5894 nt
Organism: Daphnia carinata
Lineage: Eukaryota; Metazoa; Arthropoda; Branchiopoda; Diplostraca; Daphniidae
Exons: 10
Coding region: 286-5673 (1795 amino acids)
Biological process (GO): protein linear polyubiquitination; proteasome-mediated ubiquitin-dependent protein catabolic process
Cellular component (GO): LUBAC complex
Molecular function (GO): ubiquitin-protein transferase activity; ubiquitin binding
Source: RefSeq, a predicted model, not a curated record
AAACAGUCUUGCUUUCACUCCUGUCCGGCAAGCCCCUUUUGUUUCUUCGUGUGUGUGUGUUUCUCUCAUUUCACUCCGUGUGUUUUCAAUUGAUGUCGCAUUCACGCGCAAAGUGACGUUUCUACUUCGACAAAGUUUGUUUUCGAGUUUGUCCUAGUUGUUCCCGGCAAGAAGAGGCCUCUUUUAUUCUGUAAUAGGCAACAAGUCAUUAAAAAGAAAAGCAUUUGAUGCACCUUAGGGCGAAUUGGUGCGGCUCAAAAAAGGGAUUUAGCGACACGUUUGGCCAUGUCUUGUUCGUAUUCAGCUGGAUCGGCUUCGAGUAGCAGCGAUGGCCAGCAAUUGGGAGCGCGACCUAAAAUUGGACGUCAACACGUUCAACAGCAAAUGAAACCGGUCAGUCGUUCGUCAGCCGGACAACAGAGGACCACCACCACGGCCGCCGAUUCCAAACAGAAUAAGGAAUGGAAUUCAAACUGGAAUUCCAUUCUUUCGGCUCAGGUAAAUGAAAAGAGGCCAAUCGAUGCAAGUGAUCAUCAGCACGAGAAGGUGCGAAUUAAGAACAUCAAUGGGCAGCCUCCCUCAGCAAACGCACAGUCCAAUGGAUGGCCGUCGGUGAGUCGAGGUUUCUCCGAUCCCAGUUUGGCCGUCGUCCAACAACCGGUCCCGACAGCCACUUGUCGGCAAAAGUCGCCUGAAUUAUUUCAUUCGCAUCACUAUCACGCGCGACGUCAACGCGAUCGCCAGCAAACCAACAGCCGGUCCAAUAGCGCCGCAGAUCUCUCCGUCCAGUCCAGCAUCAAUCUCAGCCCGCCAUCCAGCAACGCCUCCUCACUCAACAACAUCAGUAAAGAUUCGAGCAGUGGAGGUGGAGGCAUUUCGAGCAUUUGGGCUCGUUGGUUCCGACGCAAUAACAACCGAACGUCAUCAUCCAUUCGUCCGUUCUCAUCGUCCUACGGUGGCGGCGCUGGAAGUCGUUCGCACAGCGUCGAAAAUAGUCCGGUCGUCAGUCGGCGACAUCGUCCCAUGACGGGCUCCAGCGGCCAAUUGGCCGCCAACAGCGACAACAGCGAUUCGCUCAGCACAAACAGUUUCUCCUUCAUCCGCCCGACGGGCAGUCAGAAGAACAUCGAUCCAGCGUUGACUCUAAGAAGGAAAUACGGAUUAAUGGCGUGCAGCAAUGAAUCGACGGACAAGAUGGGCACAACAACAACAACCAACCACAACAACAACAUCGAAGGGGACGCAAUCAGGGCCAUGCGGACGCGAUGGGAAUCGCAGAUGAGACACAUGGACGUGCGGAAUGAAGCGGAUGAGAAAUGCGUCAGGCCGUCGCAUCCGCCAGUCAAUUCGACGAUGAGGAAAAAGAGGCCGGCACCUCAACCGCCUUCGGCUCAUCGAAGAUCGACGUCCUCUCGUCAUUCCACCGGAAGCAUCCACACCACCUCCGCUGGAUUCAUUCACGUCCCGGGUAAAAGGAAAGCCCCUUCUCCUCCGGAUCAUCAGCCUACGCCUGUACAGUUCAACAUCGUCGUCCCUCCACCUACUCCUCCGGCCAACGGCAAUUUACCGGAUCUGAUGGACUCGUCCGGUCCUCCUCCGAACGCAGCGUCACCUACGGGAGAAGCCAAAUGGAACAACGACCUCAAUUGCAAUUUGCUGUUGGACGAGAUGAACAAAGUGAAAGUGUUUCGAUACCAUCAGAACAAGAUCAACAACGGAGAGCAAGAGAACAAGGCCGACUGUCCGCACAACGACAUUUUGAAAUUGGAGGGCGGAGUUUUGCGUCCGCUCGAACCAUCAGGAAACAAGACAAACGAGCCAACAACAUCCGCAUCGACCAUCGAUUCCAAUCACCGGGGUAUGAUGACCCUCCCUUUAAAGCCUUGGUACAAACGAGGCCGGAAUGGCAGCAGCAGCAGCCAAUUACAUCAUCAUCCUUCAUCGGCCAACGCAUCGUCACGAUCUAAAUGGAAAGAUGCAGCUCUAUUACAUCCGCCAGUUGCAGAUGAAUGCAGCAGCAACAGUUGGGCUAUGGGCUUGUUAGCCAAUCAUCAUCCACCACCUUCGGACUCGACGUUGCUAAACACGAUGCGAUCGAAUUAUUCAUCGACCGUGAGUCCGGGUGGAUCGACGCGAAGUGAAGGAUCUUCCUCGCUGUGCAGCGACGGGAGCAAAGGCAAACAACAACGCAAAUCGUUGCUAGUCAACAUCAGCCAGCUGGACCGCGAAGCGACGGAAAUCAUCCAGCGUGAGCGGGCCAGAGAGUCUCAACGCAAGCGCAUGGCAGACGAGAAAUUCUAUUGUCAUCACGGCGAGGAGGCGACGGCCCAUUUGGCAAGCGUUCCAGACAUAGCUGAAGAGCCGGCCGCGAGUCGUCCGGCCGAAGAAAAGGGAACGAGGCAGUUGAUUAACAUGUUCAACUCUUUGACUGACGCGACGUCUAUCAAUAGCCAACAGAAGCAGACGACGUCGGCCGAGUCCAACCUCAGACUUCGCACUGCAUUUGUGCAGCCGCAGCAGCAGCAACAAGCCAAUGCUAAUAAUAAAACGACGUCAGAUAACAACACGAGCGUCGUUUUUCGCCCCGUGCCAGAAGUGGCCGACCAGCAAAGUUCCAGCUUGUUGGCGUCUACCAAGGCCGUCGACUCGAAUGCCAACACAAUCACACGAUUGCGAGUGAAUAGGGAGACCGUGGCAGCCCCCGCAUCGCCGCCAAUGAGCAAUCACAAGGAGCCGGCCACAUCACAACAAGCCAUUUUCAAUCCGAAAUUGGAAGUGGUUGGCUCACAGGAACACAAGGGAGGUGCACGGCCUAAGAAUCCAGUUGUUUUACCCGCAGCGUCGCCACUAGUCAACGGACAUUCGAAAAUGUCAGGAUGGGAGUGUCAAAUCUGCACUUUGCUCAAUAGCGAGGCACGCCUUUGGUGCGAGGCGUGUACCGCUUUGAAACCAAGGCAAUUCAACAGUAGGUCAUCCAACGGGCCAUCUCCGGUCGUCAAGGAAACGACCAACAUCAGCAAAACACAAGAAGUCCCGUCUGCUGUUGUUACAGUCACGACAGCUCCCAACAGUCCAGAAGCUUUACGACAAGCCCGAUUGGCUUUCUUCCUCAAUGGCCAGCAAAAUAAGCAGCUGGAAAUCAAAGAAGAGGGUGACGAUCAGUCGGGCGAUAAAAACAAUAAUAAAACAACGAAUAACAAACGACGCAGUCAAUGUGGCGGCAUCAAAGUGUCAUCCAGUUGUCAGACUCAACCUCUUCCUUUGCCCAGCAAAGUCGUCCAACGACCCGUUUCAAUGUCAGAUGACUCGCCCGUAGUUGAUAAACUUAGCGAUAAUCGUAAUAACAUCAUCCCGGCGAAGCAAGACCCAUUAGAUAAUAAGAAUCAUGUCAAACCACGUGUACCUGCUGUUGUUCUGAAGGAUGUGACACCAACCAAUUUUGCACUUCUUUCUCCUUCUCGUACACAGUUGAGCCAAUAUCUUCAGCAACAACAGGCCACUAAGAGCCAAUCAUCAGCCAACAGUGACCAGCAAUCUAGCAAGGACAUCCAGAAGAGUAAAGUAGAUGAGUCACCAACCGUUGAAGAUGUGAGCGAUGAGAAACGUGUUGAGGUCAUGUUGUGGCGUUUAGAAGAAUCCAUCGCUGCCGGCCAGUUUGAUAAAGCGGCUGUUUUAGCCAAAGAAUUGGCGGCCAUCAAAAGGGCACCAACUUCUCAAUCACCAUCCAUCAAACGGAGGACUACGGAACAUGAUGUUACUCCGCCCACACCUCCUCCUUCUAUUAAUAAACCAGUGGCCGCUCCGAGAUCCGUCCCUCCCGCCGUUGCUGCUGUCGUCGUUGCACAAAAACAAUCCGAUCCCAUCGUUCCAGCUGCAUCGAAUGUCAACGAAGCGACAGCAGCGCCUCUGCCGGCAAAGCGAUUGUCCCAGUUGUCGUCACCUUUACCUCUGCCGAGGAAAACAAUCAAGGAAGAAACGCAAGACAAACAAGAAGAAACGUUAAAGAAAGAACAAGUUACUGUUGAUGUCAAUGUUAAAAGGGAAGCGGAGAUGCAAACAGCAAAGGAAAUAACAAACCCAGAGGUGACGAUCCGAACGAAAAAGAAGAGCAAUAAAAUCAGUUCGGGUCAGCAGACGACGUUGACCUUUCAGAAGAAGCCAUCUAUCGGCGUGGAGGAGAACAGCAGACGAACGCAGAGUUGCGUCGUUGACGACACAUUCAACGUAGAAGUCUUCAUCGAGGAUCGCUCCACGCAUAGUGGACCGUUCAAAUAUCCCGUUCGUCCAGCCACGACUCUGCUGCAACUCAAGGAGCAGAUGGCCAACAUCCACGGCAUCGCACUGCCAUCCCAGCGAUGGAUUUUUGGCCGUCGUUUGGCUGACAAGGAACAAAUGACGCUCAAAGAGUACGACGUUUGCCCGUCCAAUUCUUCCCUCUUCCUCUACGUCCUUCCUGACCUUCAAACGCCUCCUCCCAAAAAAUCUUCACAAGACGAGCCACCUUCAAAACCUCAGCUUGACCUUGUCCCACCUGACGGACAACACCAAAAUGCCAAAAAAUAUUACAAUUACCAAGAAGAUCGUUACAGCACUUGCGACGAGGAUAGUGACGAUGAGUUGGCAGCUGGGCCAACUACACUUGUUAAUAACCACGUCGCCCAGUCAUUACCUGAUCAUCCCUUGAAACCUGAAACUAACAAAACUGAACCUCAUCUAACAGCCACGACGAUCAACGAUGAGCAUCUGCUGCAAUCAGAAGGAGCAAUGGCUGUGCUCGAUUCAGCAGACGCUGGAUGGACAUGUCCAGGUUGCGCUUUGGUGAAUCCAACGACGCGAUCUGGUUGCAAAGCUUGCGCCUACAAACGCCCAAUGGAUCAAUCAGAGACGAAUGAUGACAUUAAAGAAACUCGAGUCGAUUACAAGAAAUUGGUCGAUUUGCAGGACCAAAGUGACGUCGUAACUAACGCAGAGAGUUUCGAUUGUCCCGUUUGUUUGAUGACGGUCCCUGCAGGAGUGGGCGUCACCCUCAGGGAAUGUCUCCACAAUUUCUGCAGGGAUUGUUUGGCUCACGUGAUUGAAUUCAGUGACGAAGCCACCAUCACUUGUCCGUAUCGCGAUGAUAAUUACGCCUGCGACGCCAUUCUUCAAGAGCUUGAAAUUAAAAAUUUGGUGGGGCCGAAAGUGUAUGAAAAACAUUUGGAGCGCUCGAUGCGUCUGGCGGAAAAGGCGAUGAAGAACACGUUCCACUGCCAGACGGCCGACUGCCCCGGAUGGGCCGUUAUCGAGGAGGACAAUGUCAACGUUUUCCGCUGUCCCGUUUGUCGACGCACCAAUUGUCUCACCUGCCAGGCAAUUCACGACGGAGCCAAUUGCAAAGAGUUCCAGGAUCGAGUCAACGACGCCGCAGAGACGGACGAGGACGCCAAACGGACCAAAGAAAUGAUAGACGCGUUGGUGGCUAGCGGAGAGGCUCUUUCCUGCCCCCAUUGUCAAGUUGUUUUGAUGAAACGUUGGGGUUGUGACUGGGUCAGAUGUUCCGUUUGUCGCACGGAAAUUUGUUGGGUCACCAAACAAAACCGUUGGGGUCCCAAGGGUAAAGGAGAUACCAGUGGAGGCUGUCGGUGUGGAGUUGAUGGAGUUAAAUGUCAUCCUUUAUGUAAUUACUGUCAUUAGUUCUGACAGGGAACUAAGACGAAGAGUUGUAGUGUAAUCAAAUGAACACGACUGCUGUGAUUUAUAUUGUUUAACUUGGAUUUGUUUUGAGUUACAUAUGUUUUGGUGCCGAUGCCUAUCGCCGUAUUCAGUUGUGCUGCCUGCAAACCCUGAACUGUAAAAAUUUUGUUGUUGAUUAAGAGUUCCUACCGGAUGAGAUAUACAGUCUUAUAUACAAUUGA